Molecule: messenger RNA, 1180 nt
Organism: Alosa alosa (allis shad)
Lineage: Eukaryota; Metazoa; Chordata; Actinopteri; Clupeiformes; Clupeidae
Product: pyruvate dehydrogenase (acetyl-transferring) kinase isozyme 2, mitochondrial-like
Exons: 9
Coding region: 133-1116 (327 amino acids)
Biological process (GO): protein phosphorylation; regulation of glucose metabolic process
Cellular component (GO): mitochondrion
Molecular function (GO): pyruvate dehydrogenase (acetyl-transferring) kinase activity
Source: RefSeq, a predicted model, not a curated record
UGUUGAUAUCUUCAGAGAUUUGUACACAGGUGACAGAUACCCGAGUUUUAGAAUCGACAGGAGCAUCGCACUUAACGACUAUCUUAACUCUCUGAAUAAUUUGUGAAGGCUUAUCUUUACUGAAUUUGCAUCAUGAAGUUCGUCAGAUUUAUCAUGAAGAAUGCUGCGCUGGCAAAUGUGCCCAAGCACAUUGACCAUUUCUCAAAAUUUUCUCCAUCUCCUUUGUCAAUGAAGCAGUUCUUGGAUUUUGGUUCCACGAACGCCUGCGAGAAGACCUCAUUCGCCUUCCUGCGGCAAGAGCUGCCUGUCCGGCUGUCCAACAUCAUGAAAGAGAUUAGCCUUAUGCCUGACCGACUGCUCACUACCCCAUCUGUGCAGCUUGUGCAGAGUUGGUACAUCCAGAGUCUAAUGGAAAUCCUGGAAUUCCUGGACCACAGACCUGAUGACCACAGAGUUUUAGAUGCGUUUAACGAUGCCUUGGUGACCAUCAGGAACCGGCACAAUGAUGUUGUGCCCACCAUGGCUCAGGGAAUCAUUGAAUACAAAGACGCGUUUGGUCAGGACCCCGUCACCAGCCAGAACAUCCAGUACUUCCUGGACCGCUUCUACAUGAGCCGCAUCUCCAUCCGCAUGCUCAUUAACCAGCACACUCUUAUCUUUGACGGGACCACAAAUCCUGCCCAUCCAAAUACUAUCGGGUGCAUUGACUCCCAGUGUGACGUCACAGAAGUUAUCCGAGAUGCCUUUGAGAGUGCCAAGAUGCUCUGUGAACAGUACUACCUGGGGGCUCCUGAACUCGAGAUGACGGAGAUUAACGCUAACAGCAGGAAUGACCCAAUCUCCAUAUCUUACAUCCCUUCCCACUUGUAUCAUAUGCUGUUUGAGCUCUUCAAGAAUGCUAUGAGAGCGACCAUUGAGACACAUGAAGCAAGUAACAAUCUUCCUGCAAUCAAAGUUACGGUGGCCUUAGGUGGAGAAGACCUCACAAUUAAGAUGAGCGAUAGAGGUGGUGGUGUUCCCUUCAGGAAGAUCGAGAGACUCUUCAGUUACAUGUAUUCUACAGCUCCACGACCAACUAUUGGGGACCACCAGAGAGCCCCACUGGUAAGCGGGUGACAAACACAAAUACAGGAACACACUCACAUUCACACUCACAUUCACACUCACAUUCACACUCACA